AUGGCCAGCCUGAGGCCCAGCCGGCUUCCCUGCAUCAGGGCGGCAUUCAGUGCAGCCAGCUUCUGGAAGUGGCAGAGACACGCGCGCCAUCGCCUGCAGGUCAACUCCAGAAAGAACCUCCUGGACUUCGCUGAAGGCAUCUGGCGAGAGUUUUUAGAUCCUUACGAUGACUCAGAUCCCCCAGGCCAUGCCAACUGCCGAAGCUACCGCCAGCGUGCCUGCCGCCUCCUGGGAGACAGGAACCGCAUCACACCUUACUACACAGCGAGGUUCAAGACUGCCGAGGAGGCCAGCAGGGAAGACUGGCUCCCACCGAAGGCUCUGGAGCUCACCACGAAGGCUUCUGGCUGGGGCCCCAUGACCUUGGAAGUCAACGACGUGGACAUGCAGCCUGAGGGUGACCUGAAGGCACUUGGCCCCCAAGAGGCCAGUGGGUUGCCUGCCAAGCUGUGCCCAUCACCAGAGGACUGGAGGAUGACGACAAAGGCUGCCAGCCCCCUCAUUCCUGUGGAGGCCCUGGAGCUGGGCAAACACCUGCCGGGCAGAGCCAGAGCGCCCCGCUCACCACCCAGGCUUGGGAGCGACAGAGACAAGGGGCCCAGGCUGUCACUUUCCAAGAGGAAGCUGGAGCUUUUACUUGCAGAGCCUGAGAGAAUUAAGAGAAAGAAGAAGUACGUGGCUGAGCCAGGGCCCCGGGCAGGGACAGAGCCGGGGACCCAGGAUACACUGAGAGUUAUGAGUGGGAGAUUAAGUCCCUAG
Psammomys obesus (fat sand rat) is the source of this 759-nucleotide messenger RNA. RefSeq lists its product as uncharacterized. Bases 1 to 759 code for a protein of 252 amino acids. Lineage: Eukaryota; Metazoa; Chordata; Mammalia; Rodentia; Muridae. The record is from RefSeq and is a predicted model, not a curated record. The transcript is spliced from 3 exons.